This is a messenger RNA of Fusarium mangiferae, 1374 nucleotides long. RefSeq lists its product as uncharacterized. The record is from RefSeq and is a predicted model, not a curated record. The transcript is spliced from 5 exons. The coding region runs from base 1 to 1374 and encodes 457 amino acids. NCBI's taxonomy places the organism in Eukaryota, Fungi, Ascomycota, Sordariomycetes, Hypocreales, Nectriaceae.
AUGGACAACGCAGAAUCCGUCGUGUCAAAUGUGAUGAAGCACGACCCGCAUGCACAAGGCACGUCAACCGGCCGCACCUGUGACGGCUAUGGAGAAACAGCCUUGGAGCAGCAAUCACAGGUCCAGUCGCGAAUACAGAUCGUUACAUGCGGAUACAACAACUCCCAGGAAGCGCGGUCUAUGCAAUUCUUUAUGGAGCGUACCCUGUCGCAAUUGACAUCGUUCUUCCCCGAUGAGUUCUGGGGGAUCAGCAUACUACAGGUUGCCCAGUCCGAGCCCAGUAUUUCCCACGCGCUGGUUUCAUUCUCGGCAUACCACGAGGCCUACAUGAAUGGUGUGCCUGGAAACGAUAUUCCUUUUGCACUGAAGUAUUACAAUUUAUCCAUCAAGGAGCUACGAGAUUCUCACAGAUCGCUGUCGCAUGUCCAUUUAGUGUCAUGCUUAGUCUUCAUUUGUAUUGAGAUCCUGCAAGGACAUACUGGAACAGCAAUUCGAUUAUUCAAGGAUGGCCUCCGGAUGAUGAGCGAGUAUCAAGUGAUCGACGUGCAGCAUAGCCAAGCGACCGAUUUAAGUGAUAUUCGCGACCAUAUGCGAACCUUGUUCACGCGGCUAGCUCUGCAGGUAGCUUUGAUGGUGGGUGACAUGAGGCCCGAACUUUGCCUUAAAUUUAUUUCCGGCUUCCAAUUGACGCCGUUCAACACCAACCACUCAUUUAAUUCCCUACGGGAAGCUAGGGAAGCUCUCAAUGCUAUACUAGCACUACAGUUGGCAGAAAGAACAAGUUCUGCACUCGUCGCCAUGUUCUCUAAAUGGUCCCAAGCUCUUGACAGAUUCAUUAUCUCCCGUGGUGAAGUCCCAUUCACUCCUAGCGAGCAGCGGUCCCUUGCACUCAUAGAUCUACACCGUCGGUACUUCAACAUCGUCCUGCCAUGGGAGAAUAAAGAAAACCACCAAUACGUGCUCAGCCUUGACAGCUAUACCAACGAAUUCGAGGAGUUAGUAAACUGCGCCAGCCGAGUUUUGACCUUCGAAGAAACACAAGCCGCCCCAAUAUUUCACCUCGAUAUUGGAGCUGUACCGGUUUUGUUCAUGACGGUCGCAUGGUGCCGCGAUCCUGCCAUACGUCGGAGAGCAAUCUCCUUGUUGAUGUCCAACCAGGCCCAAGAGGGCGUUUGGAGCAGCCGCCUGACUGGACGAGUCGCACGGAGAAUUAUGGAAGCCGAAGAGGAAGACUUGAACGUGCAUAGCUGCAAAGACGUUCCUGGACCGCGAAGGGUCAGAAGUGUACUUGUGUCUCUAGGACCGAGGGAGAGAGAAGCCAUGAUACGAUACGGUCUAGAAGAUAGAGAGUGGGAAGAGCCUAUUGCGUGGUAG